Penaeus monodon (black tiger shrimp) is the source of this 1788-nucleotide messenger RNA. RefSeq lists its product as uncharacterized. The record is from RefSeq and is a predicted model, not a curated record. Gene Ontology annotation, cellular component: NSL complex. Gene Ontology annotation, molecular function: histone acetyltransferase binding. Lineage: Eukaryota; Metazoa; Arthropoda; Malacostraca; Decapoda; Penaeidae.
GAUGCCGUAUGUGCACGUGUCAAUGCGCUUUAAGCUAUCGAAAAAAAUCAUCUCCAAGAGAGGAUUCAGUAACUCCUCUGGUGUGAAUUGUGAGGUUGUGCGGAGAAGAGCGCUACAGGAUCUUUCAGUGUAAUAUCCAGGAUUUGGGUUCAUUUCGGAUUUUCAGACCGCCGUUCUACAUUGACAGAGAGUGCUGUGGUUCCUACGGGCAUUGUUGGGAGUGAGGGAAGCGCCCGUGGCGGUGACGUCCGCAGUGAAAUCUAGUGGCCAGUGUUGUGCACAGUGUUACUUGUGUCAUUGCAGUGUUUCUCAUACAAAAAUGUGGGUGGUGUAAACCGAGCCGCGGCGCGGGUGUGUCGCGGGAGUGGGUGGGCGUAAUGGCCCCCGCCCUUACUCAAGCGUCGGACCCGCAGACGUUUCACGUGACUGCCCACCACCACUCUCCUGCUCGCCCUGGCGAGGCUCCGUCGAGCCGCAGUAGCCCCCCGCCCACCGCCCACCUUGCGCUGCAGUAUGGUGGGCUGAAGGAGCCUCACGACUGCACGGACGCCCACCUCGCCGCGGCCCUUACGAACGGCACGCGUCGCGCCCGCCUUCUGCCGCCCUCGCCUGUAGGCUGUGACCCUCCGCCACGCCCCCACGCCGCCCACACUACCAUGGACCCACCAUCGGGCGCAACGGCCCCCACUGAAGAUACGAGUCAACCCCCCAACUGCUGCGAGAGCAACGCCAUGGGUCAGGACACGGGGCAGCAGGGCACCCCAGGCCAGCAGGCGCCCCACGCCGCCGACCACAAGGCCCCGCGCCCUCCGCCCCAGGACGGCGACCUCCUGGCGCUCAUCGGGCGGGACUUCGCUAAUAUGAACGAGAUCAUUGAUACGCUGACGCGGCUGGCGGACAACCCCGAGGUGCUGGCGGCGGUGGACACGGCCGCCCUCGACCUGCACGGCCAGUGCGAGGGCGUGCCGCACCAGGCGCUCGACCCCCAGACGCAGGUGCGCCAGUUCACCAAGGAGGAGCGAGCGCACCUCCUCGUGGACGAACUGGACCGCCGCCACCUGCAGAUAGAACGGCGUCAGAUUCGCCUCCUUCGCCGCCUGCGACGCGUCACGGCCCGUGGCCUGGGUGCCUCCGUGUCUGGCCAACUCCGCGAGUUGCUGGACCACGCCCAUGGCGCUCUGGCCAAGCAGCGAGAACACACGAGCGCCUCCGACGAUGGACCCGCUCCGACCAGCGCCCCGGAGGUCGGGGUGGAGGCGCUCCGAGCCGACGCCAUGCGCACUAUGUCUACCUCAGCCUUGGUCAACCUGGUGAGACGCGUUGAAGCUUCCCAAGGGCUGGCCAGGCUUGAACGCACGCGCGCUGAAGUUGCGGCGGUCAGCGCGGAAGUGGAGGCCGCUGCCCAUGCCCAUAGCCACCACGACUCUGACGCUACGGAGUCGUCCUCUGGAGGAGAGUCGUGCGAUGAAGGAGACGGAUACAACGACACAAAUACCCAUCACGUCCCUGUGUGAGUAGACCCUCUUGCUCAGUAACGUAUGAAACAGACACAAAUUCACCUCCUGAUUUGAAUGCUUCUUUUUAUCAGACUUUUUAUUGUCAACUGAAGUCGGGGAUUUAAAAUGAGCAACGACAGAGGAAAGUGACAUCUGUCAAGAACCAAUUACAGGAUCACUUACUCUAACGAGGCCAUUGUUUGACACGUGAUUCCAAGCUUUUCCGUCUUUUAACUUUGCAAAUGAAGGGAAUUCAAAUUUAUUUCGUAAUCUUUCAAAAAAGAAAAAAAAA